Molecule: messenger RNA, 801 nt
Organism: Necator americanus (New World hookworm)
Lineage: Eukaryota; Metazoa; Nematoda; Chromadorea; Rhabditida; Ancylostomatidae
Exons: 7
Coding region: 1-801 (266 amino acids)
Cellular component (GO): membrane
Source: RefSeq, a predicted model, not a curated record
AUGGAGCGACGUGUUCGCUGCACGGAUGGGCCAGCUGAGAGCUCAGCUCGAUACGGCUCAAGGACCUCGUCAGCGUCACUCACGAAGCUUGAGAACAUCUUGGAUGACAAUGGCGAGGGAACGAAACGAGUGGAAGAGAUGCUGGGGCCCGCACGUCGAGUGAAGACGGGCCAUCUAAAACUCAUGGAACGACGCGAAGUCUAUACCACGCAACAGCCUGAUGGCACAUAUGUGACGACGACGACACGAACUCAGACAAAAUAUGCUGAGGAUAAAGUUUAUGGAUGCGGCAUGGGCCAAACAAACAAAUAUUACUGUUUAGGACCUCACGGCAUUCUUCGUCUCCUAGAAAUAUUCCUUUGCCUCGUAGUUAUCUCGCUUAUCACAUCAGUGUUCGGACCUGGGCCAUUUAAAGGAAUACUCUUUGGUCAAACGUUGCUUCUGAUUUUUGCCGGUGUAGCGAUGUGCUUCACCUUCAUUUUUCUUAUCGUCUACUUCUUUACUCUGAAUGAGACACACCUCGAUUUUUGGCCCUGGAGAACUACAGAUCUGGUAUUUUCUGCCACAUGCUGCUUUUCGUUCAUUGUCUUAGCGAUAGUCGAGGCUUACUAUUCGACUGGUAGCUGGUCAAAUAACUGCAAUGACAUAGGAUCCGAUGGCUUCGUUCAUAACGGCUGUAGAAUCAUCUACGAAUGGGCGUUCGCGUCGUUUCUCUCAUUCAUUUUGGCAUGUCUCUAUGGGAUCAGCGCCUUCCUAGCGUCACGCGAUCGUAGCGCUUCGAGAAUCAUUCGAGAGUACUAA